GAUACUCGUUUUUUAUAAAAGCAAUAGCAAUGAGAUAAAUGUUUAAUGUUUAAUGUCAGCGACCUGAAAGAAAGGAAAGGUCACUGGGGCUGGCUGAGAUAACUACAAGCUAUAAAAAUUUAUGCGAAUAGGUAAUAACUAAUAAUUAUAAUCAUAAUUUUUCCUAUAUUCACUCUCUCGCUUCCUAAUUCUCUCACUUCCCGCUCCAACCGUUCACGUUUUUGGAUAAGAUUACAUAUUGUUAUUUUCGUUGGUUUGCUGCCGUAUGAAUGACGAAACACAUAAAAGCCUUUUGCAGUAUUUACUUUAUUUAUGACAGAGGCAGUCCGUUAUUUUGCUCGACAAAUAUAAGCGAUAAAUUUCAUAAUAUUUACUUGUUUUUUUAACAACAAACUAACAAUGAAAAUCGGGUUUUUUGGUGGUGGAAAAAUGGCCCACGCUUUGGCAAAAGGAUUUAUCAAAGCCGGCUUAAAGGGAGACUCUAUGGUAGCCAGCUGCUUACCGAGCGAUUUAAAAAGCAAACAAGCAUUUGAGACUAUCGGAUCUAAAGUUGUUUUUUUAAACAAACUAGUUGCAGAUCAUGGAGAUGUUUUAAUUAUUUCUGUUAAACCACAAGUUGUUAGUAAAAUACUUCCAGAAAUAAAAAAUUCUGAUAAAUUAAUUCUUUCUAUUGCUGCUGGGGCUUCUAUUGAAGAUUUAGAAAAAAAUUUACCAAAAGGAACACCAGUAAUAAGAUUGAUGCCCAAUAUUCCGGUAUCAAUUGGCUAUGGCGCGACAGUAUUCAAAAGAGGAACAUUUGCUAAUCAAGAACAUGCAGCUUUAGUUAAAAAAUUAUUUACCUCCAUGGGAAUUUGCGAAGAAAUUGAAGAAGAUGAAAGUCUGCUGGACACAGUGACAGCUCUUGCAGGAUCAGGACCGGCUUAUGUUUACAUGAUGAUCGAAUCACUGGCAGACGGUGCUGUCAAAAUGGGAAUGUCCCGUCAAUUAGCUUACAAAUUAGCAACUCAGACAGUCCUAGGAGCCGGAGCGAUGGUAAAUCACCACCAGAGUAUCGGAGAUGGCUGUCACCCAGCUCAGCUAAAAGACGACGUGGCUUCUCCAGCCGGUUCCACGAUAAUGGCGAUUCAUCACUUGGAAAAAAACGGUAUGCGGUCAGCUGUCAUCGGAGCUAUCGAAGUUGCGACUUUAGCCUGCAGGACAUUCUCAAAAAAACAAUAAUAAUUAUAAUUUAUUACAAUAAUUUCGAGCAAUAAAAAUUUUUCGCGGGAUUUCGUCUGUUACGCAACGAAACAAUUAUUAGUACUGCCGCCUACCGGCCAUUUUUGCUAGCUCACUGUUUUACACGUGAUAUUUUUGUAUAAAUAAUAAUUUGAUAAAUAAAAAACAUUAUUUAUUUGUUUACUGGUGAGAUAUUAUCUCAAAAUAAUAAAAGAUUUUCACAAUCA
Messenger RNA from Cotesia glomerata, 1445 nucleotides. RefSeq names its product pyrroline-5-carboxylate reductase 1, mitochondrial (gene P5cr-2). The coding region runs from base 400 to 1218 and encodes 272 amino acids. The record is from RefSeq and is a predicted model, not a curated record. Gene Ontology annotation, molecular function: pyrroline-5-carboxylate reductase activity. Lineage: Eukaryota; Metazoa; Arthropoda; Insecta; Hymenoptera; Braconidae. Gene Ontology annotation, biological process: L-proline biosynthetic process. The transcript is spliced from 5 exons.